Amphimedon queenslandica is the source of this 503-nucleotide messenger RNA. RefSeq lists its product as uncharacterized. The transcript is spliced from 3 exons. Bases 141 to 488 code for a protein of 115 amino acids. The record is from RefSeq and is a predicted model, not a curated record. NCBI's taxonomy places the organism in Eukaryota, Metazoa, Porifera, Demospongiae, Haplosclerida, Niphatidae.
UUGCUGCACUAGGCUAUAGGGAGAAUAUUGGUAACCUGGUGAGAUCCAUUGAAGCUGUUAGAAACUAUAUUGAUGGCUCUACUCCAAGGCCACGCGUUGUGAUAGACUGGAAGAGAGCUUAUAGGGAUCUCCUGAAAUUAAUGUCAAGAAUCAAAACAAUAGUCAUCAAUAAAACAAUGGCAGUACUUGAGCAAGAAAAGGAAAAGAAAGAAGAGAUGAUAUUAAGGAGUCUCACUCCAGCUCAGCUGAGAGCUACAAUGACACUGCGAGAAAUGCUUGAAAUUGCUCGCUUUGCUAGUGGAGUAAGUGGGAAGUCGUCCCGGGAAAUCUUGCUCUCUGCUCCAGAGAGCACCAUCACCCAGUGGAGGAGAGAAAAGAGGGAGAGACUAGAAAUGGAAGCAAAAUUGAGUUUUUCAGCCAUUGUGGCAGGAAAUAAGUCUAUAGACAGCAGCGCCACAGAUAAAGGUAUUUUUAGUUCCAAAAAAUGAAUACUUAUAGUGUGU